This is a messenger RNA of Caenorhabditis sp. 36 PRJEB53466, 875 nucleotides long. NCBI's taxonomy places the organism in Eukaryota, Metazoa, Nematoda, Chromadorea, Rhabditida, Rhabditidae. The record is from the annotation of a GenBank genome assembly.
AUGAUGGCUGUAGACUUGUUCCUGGCAGUUAUUAUGCCCAUCAGGUAAGCCGGCAUUUUUAGGCGAAACUACAAUAUCCGGAUCUAGACACAAGUUCUGGCAGCGAGGCCCGUACCUCUUUGCACUGUGCGUUCCUCCAGUGGCCUUCUCGGCGUUUGCAGUGGCAAUUGAGAAGCUGUACGUCAACCACGAUUACUUACUUUUUUGUACAGUAUCACUCGGUAACAUGAGAACUUGUAUCAAUUUCUACUUCAUUUCUUUCAGCUGUUCCCACGACAGUCCGUUUCUGGGGCACUCUGAUCACCUUCUCCACCGUACUUCUCGCUGUCAUCCUCAUCCUCAUCACUGCUCUCAAAGUCCAUCUGAACGAGAAAACAGCUUCUCCGUUUCUCCGCCAUCAAAGCAACAUGACUAUCAAACCAAAGUGCUCGGAAGUACGACUUCUCAAAUCGCUCUCAACAUUAAUCUUCGUGUUCAUCUGCUCGUGGAGCUUAUCCCUUGUUAUUUUCCACGUCUCUUUGUAUUUUGACUCGAAAGUCACCUAUCAAGUGCACAAGUAUACGGUACGUUCGGAAAGACACGAUACAAUUGGACUGGAUCGCCUCCACUUUCAGUUCCUCCUCCAACUUCCCACUUUUUGUCAGAACUUUUUUGUUACCGCUCUCCGUUCGCCCAGAUAUCGGAGAGCCUACGUGGAGCAAAUGAAAUUUCUGUCUUGCGUCGAUUCGACGAAUUCGAGAUGUCGGUAUAGCACGUCAGUCAAAGUAAUUAGGAAAAGUUAAACAUGUGCAGUUUUCAGUGAGAUCAAUAUAAAAAAGCUGAAUCCAAUCGUGGAAGUCCGACGGUUCAACUCACUUCCUCCGGGUUUUCUGUGA